Scatophagus argus is the source of this 1551-nucleotide messenger RNA. RefSeq lists its product as uncharacterized. Gene Ontology annotation, cellular component: cytosol. Gene Ontology annotation, molecular function: glyoxylate reductase (NADPH) activity; hydroxypyruvate reductase [NAD(P)H] activity; NAD binding. NCBI's taxonomy places the organism in Eukaryota, Metazoa, Chordata, Actinopteri, Scatophagidae. Bases 145 to 1245 code for a protein of 366 amino acids. The record is from RefSeq and is a predicted model, not a curated record. The transcript is spliced from 7 exons.
GAAUUCCUCCACUCCUCUCCUUCUCAAACACAAUCAGAGACGAGCUGCAUGUCCUCCUCUAUAACCUCUUAACCCUCCGAUUCUACUCCUCAUAAGUCACACAAGCGUUGAAGAAAAACUACUCAGCUUCGAGCUGAAGGCAGAAUGAAAACUCUCCGUUACGUCCGGUAUGCGCAGGGACUGUGGGGCUCAGCGCAGGCGUGCCAGCUUCUUAAAACGCCAAGCAUGGACAGAUCCGUACACCAAGUGCAACACAAAAAGGCCAUGGACGACAGUAAGCCGUGGGCUCUGAUCUCAGAAGUGGAUGGAAGAGGUUACAUGGAAGAACUCGCCGACAUCCUGAAACAACACUUCCAACUCAUCUGCCACAAAGACUUCCUACAGAACCCCCAGCUGCACGGUCCCAAAAUCCAGGUCGUAUUCGUGUGGAACCUCUGUCCUGCGGCUGAGCCAUCGCUCCUCAGUUUGCUUCCCUCACUGAAAGUGGUCGCCAACGGUGGAGUGGGCAUCGACCACCUGGACGUGCCGUACAUCACCAGUCUCGGAGUGAAGGUGACCAACACACCCGGUGUGGUGAGCGAUGCCACUGCGGAUAUCGCACUGGGUCUGCUUCUGGCGUCGGCGCGGAAGAUUGUCGAAGGCCACCAAAUAGCUGUGGACCCCAAGACCACCUGUAUGCCAGAAAACCUGAUGGGAGUUGAAGUCACUGGGUCAACCCUGGGGAUUAUUGGAAUGGGACACAUUGGCUACAAAAUCGCCCAAAGAGCCAAAGGAUUCGACAUGAAGAUCCUGUAUCACAACAGGAGCAGGAGAAGUGCUGAGGACGAGCGGGCCGUUGGGGCGAGUUACUGUGAGAACGUGGACGACCUGUUGAAAGAGUCAGACUUUGUCAUGCUGGCGGUCAACCUUACCCCUGAAACCACGGGCCUGAUCAGCCACAGAGAGCUGACCCUCAUGAAACCCACUGCAACACUGGUGAACAUCAGCAGAGGUCUGGUCGUGGAUCAGGACGCUUUAGUCAAAGCUCUGCGGUCAGGAACGAUUUGCGCGGCAGCUUUAGACGUGACUCACCCUGAACCGUUGCCAAGAGAUCAUCCUCUCCUUCACCUUCCUAAUGUGCUCAUCACCCCGCACGUUGGCACCAACACACGCGCAACAAUAAGAAGAAUGGCACAGAGGAUGGCAGAAAAUGCUCUGGCUGCAGUGAGAGGCCAGGUUAUUCCCAAUGAAGUCAAGCCAAAAUGACUUCACUGUUGUGCUGCAGGAUGGAGUACUUUCACCUUCUCAUGAAUUAGUUUUGGUUGUAUGGUGUUCAGUCUAAAGAUCUGCCAUAAUCACUGUUAUUAAAAUUAAAAUGUUUUACUAAGAUAAUGUCAUCAGUUAGCAAAUCACAAGUCUGUCAACGAGCGUCUGAUGUGAAAUAACGUGCUGAUCUUAAUGUUUAACCUAAAUUUGUUUAGGCUGAAUUUCUUUUUCAUUAAAUUAAAAAAUAAAUCAAACACCUGAAAAAAAAAAGAAAGAUAAUAAAGCUACUUGAAAGUUUGCACCGUG